Dermacentor albipictus is the source of this 1226-nucleotide messenger RNA. RefSeq lists its product as uncharacterized. NCBI's taxonomy places the organism in Eukaryota, Metazoa, Arthropoda, Arachnida, Ixodida, Ixodidae. The record is from RefSeq and is a predicted model, not a curated record.
ACCACGUGUUGCAGCGUCGUGCUUCCGCUUUCUUGUGUGUUUGUCGUUAUUGUUCUCAAAAUCGACAAAAUGGUUUUUCGCUUUCGGUUGUUGUUGUUGCAUGCGUUUCUCGUGUGAUGCAGCGCGAUACUCAGCGAGGAAACGUCUAAACGCGUAGACGUUUUGACGUUUGAAAGCGUAGACGUUCUCUGUCGUGCCCACCUGCGUUUGCAGCUGCGCGAACGAAGCAAUGACACCGAACGGUGCUCGGAUUCGCGCGCAGUCUAGGAGGGAAGUGUACGACAGGCUCCACAAGAUACGCCUGGAACUUGAGGACUUGCGGCGUCACUGCGGGCGAAGUGACAGAGAAGCUCUCGAGGCCCUCAAGCGGACUUGUAAAGGGCAGGAAGAAGAAAUCGCGCGUUUGAAGAAGAAACACGAGGAAGCCCAAGAACAAAUAGAGUACUUGAAGAUACUGUUAUCAGCAAAGGGAGCAGACCAAACUGACUUGGAUGCAGCUGAAACUUGCGUUGAUCACAAUGCCAAUUCACAGUUGCUUGAAGGACAACUUCUGGACGGCUUGUGGGCUGCUGUGAAGCAUGCCUGGUCUAUGGAAGCAGAAAAAAAUGACCUGAACAUCUUGCUUUCAAAAAAGGUGCUUGAGCUAAACAAGCUGCAGCUCCUCUAUUCUGAACAAUCAAAGAAACUGCUGGAGGCAACACGAGCUCUCUCAACACCAAGUUCUUCUAGACACACCUCCAGCUGCGACGUAUCCUACAAGUGAUAUGGGACAACAGCAUCUGCCACUUGUGCAUUUAAAAUGCAGUCCUUUUGUUCAAAUGGGCAGCAGUGAAUAAUUCUCAGGCAUGCAUCUGCUUUCUGCAUUGCAGUAACUGUACCAAAUAAUGGUGUCUCAAGGAUUUUAAUGAAACACCCCUUUCCUUUUGUGAAGGGAGGGGGAUUUUGUGGUUUGUGGAACAAAUAGUAUGAUUGUUGACUGCGUGGGCGUUUUCUGUUGCCCAGUGCUGUACCUGCCACUAGUGUCACAUGGUGCAUAAUGCCAGCUAGCUUUUGUGCUGCAAAAGUUCAUACUAGCAUUGCAGCACAUUCUGCUCAACUUCUGAUGCUUGUUGUGUUUUUUUGAAGGCAUUUAUCAAGUUGGUCUUUGUUCACAAAUUUACUGAGAGAUAUAUGGCUAACUUGUUCCAGAUUGAAUUUUCUUUAAUAAAGAGCAUUUAAAUUUGAAA